This is a messenger RNA of Suncus etruscus (white-toothed pygmy shrew), 2549 nucleotides long. RefSeq names its product vitamin D 25-hydroxylase. Bases 637 to 1854 code for a protein of 405 amino acids. The record is from RefSeq and is a predicted model, not a curated record. The transcript is spliced from 4 exons. Gene Ontology annotation, biological process: xenobiotic metabolic process. Lineage: Eukaryota; Metazoa; Chordata; Mammalia; Eulipotyphla; Soricidae. Gene Ontology annotation, cellular component: intracellular membrane-bounded organelle; cytoplasm. Gene Ontology annotation, molecular function: oxidoreductase activity, acting on paired donors, with incorporation or reduction of molecular oxygen, reduced flavin or flavoprotein as one donor, and incorporation of one atom of oxygen; heme binding; iron ion binding.
UUCUUAUAUCUUGAGAUAAUAUUUGCUAACAACCUGAUUUUCAGAGUUUAGUUUAAAUUAUUGCUUCUAGGACUAGACCACAGUCAGCAAAAUAAUAUUGUUUCAAACAUGGCAGUUAUUCUAUCUUGGCAGAAUUUGAAGAUAUUUGAUGUUCUAAAUGAUUCCAAGAUUAUAAUUUUCUAGGAUAAAGCCAAAAGCUUACUUUCUAAGCCUAUUAUGAAAAUAGUAAGAAAAUAAAAUGUUUUCUCACAUACUAUAUAUUAGAAUAUUUUCAGAGAAAGUCAUGGUGCUUAUUCUUAGGGAUCCAGCAAAUCAGGGUAGUAGGGAAGCUCUAUAGAAAUUUUCCUUAAUGAUUAACAGUGUAGGUGUAGGUAGACCAGGAGAAAGAAAAAGGCAGUUCUUUUCAUGUUGCCUUUGCCCUGUGGUGAUAGUGUUGGAGUUAUAUGCAUGGGAAGCCACCAGUAACAGUACUGUAAAUCAUAUAACCUCAGUAAAAAAUUAAUUUUAAAAGGUAAUUCUUUUUAAAUUUUUUUUGUUUUGUUUUUGGGGUUUUAGGUUACACCCGGCAGCACUCAGGGGUUAUUGCUGGCUCUAUACUCAGAAAUUGCUCCUGACAGGCUCAGGGGACCAUAUGGGAUGCCGAGAUUUGAACCACCAUCCUUCUGCCUGCAAGGCAAACGCCCUACCUCCAGGCUAUCUCUCCGGCCCAUAAGAGGCUUACUCAAUUCCAGGUAUGGUCGAGGAUGGGUUGAUCAUAGAAGAUUAGCUGUAAAUAGCUUUCGUUAUUUUGGAUAUGGUCAAAAGUCUUUUGAGUCUAAAAUCUUAGAAGAAACCAACUUUUUCAUUGAUGCUAUUGAAACAUACAAAGAUAGACCAUUUGACUUUAAACAAUUAAUAACAAAUGCUGUUUCAAAUAUAACCAAUCUUAUCCUUUUUGGAGACCGAUUCAGUUACGAAGAUACUGAUUUCCAACACAUGAUUGAAUUAUUUAGUGAAAAUGUGGAACUUGCUGCCAGUGCCUCUGUGUUUCUUUAUAAUGCCUUUCCAUGGAUUAGCAUCUUACCUUUUGGAAAACACCAGCAACUGUUCAGAAAUGCAGCUGUUGUCUAUGAUUUUCUUUCUGGACUUACUGAAAAAGCUUGUAUCAACCGAAAACCUCAGUUACCUCAGCAUUUCAUUGAUGCUUAUUUAGAUGAGAUGGAUCAAAGUAGAGAUGACCCAUCAUCUACUUUCUCCAAAGAAAACCUGAUUUUCUCUGUGGGUGAACUCAUCAUUGCUGGAACUGAAACUACAACAAAUGUACUACGGUGGGCAAUUCUUUUCAUGGCCCUUUAUCCUAAUAUUCAAGGACAAGUUCAGAAAGAGAUUGAUUUAAUUAUGGGUCGAACUGGAAAGCCUUCUUGGGACGACAAAUGUAAAAUGCCUUAUACUGAGGCAGUUUUACAUGAAGUUUUAAGAUUCUGUAAUAUAGUGCCAUUAGGGAUUUUCCAUGCAACCUCUGAAGAUGUAAUUGUGCGUGGUUAUUCCAUUCCUAAAGGCACAACAGUAAUUACAAAUCUUUAUUCUGUACACUUUGAUGAAAAGUACUGGAGAGACCCAGAAAUAUUCUAUCCUGAACGAUUUCUAGACAGCAAUGGAUAUUUUGUGAAAAAGGAAGCUUUGGUACCUUUUUCCUUAGGGAGAAGACAUUGUCUUGGUGAACAGCUGGCUCGGAUGGAAAUGUUUCUAUUUUUUACAGCGUUGCUUCAGCGAUUUCACUUGCAUUUUCCACAUGAACAGGUCCCAAAUCUGAAGCCCAGGUUAGGCAUGACUUUGCAACCUCAGCCUUACCUUGUCUAUGCUAAAAGACGCUGAAAUUGCACGUUUUAUGAACCCAGAGUAUAUAUGCCAUACUCAGGAACCUUGUUUAAUCGGUGUAUGUGUUGAGACAAAACUCACAUUUAUAAAGCCAAAUGAAUACAGAUGUGUCUUUAAAAACAGUACUGAAGCAAUAAUAAUCAUUACCUGGACACUUUUCCCCCAAGCUCCUAUGACUUCUCUAUGACUUCUAAAAUAGAAUUAUGUCCUGAAGAAAACAAAGAUACAAAUGGCAACUGUGCUUAAGGUAUUAAGAAGAAUCCAUGAAUGCCCUAAGCAAAGUCUGACUUUUUGGCUUUUUUUUUUAAAUCCUUUACCCUUUAUUCUUUUUGUUGUUUGUUUAUUUGUUUUGUUUUUUGUCACACCCAGCAGCACUCAGGGGUUAUUCCUAGCUCUGUGCUCAGAAAUUACUCCUGGCAGGCUUGGAGAACCGUAUAGAAUGCCAGAAAGCAAAUUCAGGUUGAGCACGUACAAGGCAAAUGCCCUAUUGACUGUGUUGUUGCUCCAGCCCCUCCUCUAGCCUUUUGAUCUCGCUCCUGUCCUGGGUGUUUAAUCCUAGAUAUCAAUGUCCAACAUCCACUGAUUGGGUAUUAUCUCUAAUUAUGUAGUGCUCAUCCACCUCCAUAGAAAACUAAAAUAAUAAGACCCAAGUUAAUUAUUUGGGACAACUACUGUAGAUAUUAUUAAUCCCA